AUGGGUACUGCAGUCGCUCAAUCAUUUAGGAGCGUACGUGUUAAAGAUUUGUGGCCUCGAAUGGAAGUGUUACGUACGUUUACGUUUGCCAAAUCGUUUUACUGGUAUUUUGAUGAAGAAUGGACACUUAUUGAUAGAAUAACUUCUGCUCGUGUUAUGCCUAUUUUACAACUAAUGAAUUUCGCCAUUGUGAUUAAUAGUGAUGAUCUGGAUCGAAUGCGACACUCAGCCCUCUUCAAUGAUCAUCGUAAUGUUGCUGUUCAUUAUGCAUUCAUUAUUAAUGAUGGUGGAUCACAUAUGAAAUUAAGUGAAUGUGUACCUUGUGGCAGUCAAACUCAUCCUCGCCCAAUAGGUAGUGCAACAUUUGCUUGUGAAUGUCUGCCUAAUAAUCAACUGUUCCAAACUUCAGGUCAAUGUUAUAUUACUCUUCUUUAUGAUUGUCUUCCUUUUGCAAAAGGUGAUUGGACUGCUUUACAUUGCCUCUCGAUUUUACUACAGUUGCACUCUCUACAUGUGCUUUUAUAUGAUAUGCGUAUUCCACCAGAUGAUACAAGCUUACAGAUUAUUACAGAUAUAACACCAAUGAUCUCCAACUUCGCCUUUUGUUUUCGACGUCGUUACAAUCAUAAUGGUUUUGGUGUCGACUUGAUAUAUACGGAACAUUCUUUAUUCAUUGAAAAACUGCGACAACGUAUUCUUGCAUUCGAGCAAAGGAAAGAAGCGUAUGUUAUUGUUGACGAAGAUGGUUGUGGACUAAUCAUGUGGUUUUGA
This is a messenger RNA of Rotaria sp. Silwood2, 771 nucleotides long. Lineage: Eukaryota; Metazoa; Rotifera; Eurotatoria; Philodinida; Philodinidae. The record is from the annotation of a GenBank genome assembly.